AUGGAAGCGUCACCUACUCCGAUAGUCGCUGCCGCAGCAGGCAAAAUUUUCAAACCUUCGAAGAGAGUUGGUCGUGGCGUUCCUUUAAUAAAUAAUGCGUAUAACACGAAAUGUUCUUGUCACAGGAACAAAACUAUGGUAUUUUGUCGCGCAUGUGGUUAUUAUUGUCAUGGUCGUAUUCGUUUAAAAUGCGAGCAACAUCCUCGAAUCACUUUCUUGUUGGAUAUAACAGAAUGUCCACGCUGCCAUUCAUCUAUAUUUCUAGAUGAGUAUUUCACAAGUGACUAA
Messenger RNA from Parnassius mnemosyne (clouded apollo), 288 nucleotides. NCBI's taxonomy places the organism in Eukaryota, Metazoa, Arthropoda, Insecta, Lepidoptera, Papilionidae. The record is from the annotation of a GenBank genome assembly.